Marchantia polymorpha subsp. ruderalis is the source of this 1851-nucleotide messenger RNA. NCBI's taxonomy places the organism in Eukaryota, Viridiplantae, Streptophyta, Marchantiopsida, Marchantiales, Marchantiaceae. The record is from the annotation of a GenBank genome assembly.
CUAGCAUGGAGCUAACACCGAAUGCGGAGAAUUGACUCUCGAGGGACAGGAAAGUGGAUUCUAGGAGGGUUGAGGAUAAUUCAAUGAGUUUCGGAAGCAGCAUUCAACCAGUGAUGGAUCAGUGCGCGCACACUGGCCACCGUAGGAUUGUUAAGACGCCGUGGGAUAGAGCUUUAGACGCAAGAAGAAUCUUCUUGCUCGCUUUCGUAAGGCUUCCUCCUGAUCUCGAACAAUCGUAGAGCAUCUAUAUCGCCGAGCCCAGCUUCGGCUUGCCAGAGCAGACUCAGAAAUCAUGGCUGGGAACAAAACUACUGCGUUGUCUCUGGGUAUCUUGGGACCCGGCUUAAUAGGCGCCACGCUCCUGGAUCAGCUGCGAGACCAGGCACCGAAUCUGAAAGAGCACUUCAGAAUUGAUUUACGGGUGGUAGGAAUCGCGAGUUCUAAGAUUAUGUUUCUGGAUGAAUCGGCGGUAGAUCUUUCAAAAUGGAGAUUAGAAUAUAACGAUAGAGGAACCGAGACAGAUCUACGCAGCUUCAUAUCACACCUUCAACAAGAUCACUUCGGGCCAAAUAAAGCUAUCGUGGACUGCACUGCUAGUGCUGAUGUAGCCGAGCACUAUCUCGAGUGGCUGAAGUUGGGGAUUCACAUUAUCACUCCGAAUAAGCGAGCUAACUCUGGUCCUCUUGAAAAGUAUCUUUCAGUGAGGGACAUCCAGCGCCAAUCCUGUACACAUUACUUUUACGAAGCAACUGUUGGAGCUGGUCUCCCUAUUAUAAGCACUUUGCGCAGCUUGAUUGAAACUGGUGAUCAAAUCCAAGAGGUGCAGGGAAUCUUCAGUGGGACCUUGAGCUAUAUCUUCAACAACCUUACUGGCGACCGAACGUUUAGUGACGUAGUAAAGGAGGCAAAAGCAAAAGGCUACACGGAACCUGAUCCAAGGGAUGAUCUUUCUGGAACUGAUGUUGCUCGAAAGGUCGUCAUUCUUGCUCGAGAAGCGGGGUUGAAGUUGGAGUUGCAUGACAUUCCUGUACACAGUCUCGUGCCACAGGAACUGCAGGACCCAAAGCUGUCUGUUGAGGACUUCAUGAAAAGGCUUCCUGACUUUGAUGAAGCACUUAGUUCACGGAGAAAAGAGGCAGAAUCAUCUGACGAGGUGUUACGCUAUGUGGGAGUAGUCGAUGUCCUAAACAACCGUGGUUCUGUUGAGCUUAAAAGAAUUCCCAAGUCUGAUGCUUUUGCGCAGCUCAAUGGAAGCGACAAUAUCAUCGCCUUCAAAACCGCACGGUACAAUGAAAACCGUUUGAUAGUAAGAGGACCUGGUGCUGGUGCAGCUGUUACAGCAGGAGGAGUUUUUAGUGAUAUUUUGAAGCUGACUUCUAACUUGGGGGCUCCAUCAUAGGUAACAGAUAGUCCAAGUUCAGAAGAAGUGUUCAUGUUAUCAACAGCGUCCGAACAGGAUUGUGCAGUGGUAAGAGUUCAGUUUGUACUCACCUAAUAGUUCGUACUUAGCCACCAAAGUUAAGGAUUACCGCUCGUAUAGAGUCUCCCCACGAUACCCGACAAUUUUUGUAAGCAACAAGGAUCCAUUCUUCAACUCCAUUCUGAGAUGAGCUCUAGUGAAAUCUGAGUACGGUACCAGUUUAGUCACGAUACUUUGGUCCUGAGAUUGCUUCGUGAAAGGUGCUGUUAUCAUAUCAGAAAGGGCAACGUUGCAACCGUGAGUAAAUUCGUUCACUUCAAUUUGGAUUAUGCAGCAUGUGUGACGAUUUCAACUCUCACAUUGAAAAGCAUAACGUUGUCCAGACGUGAUGGUAUAGUUAUGUCUUUGUUCCCUUGCUUAUUAGCUUGUAC